UGUGCGCACUGAGAACCUGUCUUACCUGUUGCUCACGUCCCUCCUUCUUUUACCUCUACCUUUCUCUCUCCCUCUCUCUCUCUCUCUCUCUCUCUCUCUCUCUCUCUCUUUGUGUAUCUCUUUCUCUAUUUCGCUGUUCUCCUGGCUCACUCCUCCUUCUUCUACUCUUCCUUCAGUUCGCCAGCCAAAAACUGUCCCGCUCUUUCGGAUUUUGGGGCUUGUCAUGACUAGUAGGGGAUAGUGUGUCUGUGUUAAUGUUUGACUAGAGGGAAGGGAGGAGGGCAGGCAGACGCAGGAGCCAUUGGAGUGUGCUGAGUGUGGUGUGUCAGUGUGUGUGUGUGUGCGUGUCUGUGUGUGUGGCACCCUGUGUUUUGCAACACCAAGAGCAAGCACAAUCUUCUGCCUCUUCUGCUUUUAGUAAUGCGGCUUUCGCUCCACGCUUGAAGGAAACUUCUGCAUUUGCAAAAGCAUUCGCUGAGGGGAGAACGCGGCAUAAGACAGAGAUGGAGGUCCUGGUGCUGAUCGAUUUUGAGGCAUCGAUGGGUGACGAGAUAACGGUGCGAGCAGGUGACGUUGUGAAGAACGUCUCAAACGCCCGUGAGGAGGGCUGGCUGGAAGGGGACCUGGGGGGAAAGAGAGGCAUUUUCCCAGCCAACUUUGUCAAGCAAGUGCCAACGUACUUAAUGGGAGACCACAGUAGGGAGCCCAGAAGCAUCAGGAAAUCGAAAACGGUGAAGACACCAACCAGAAGAUGUGAGGUGACGUUUGCAUAUGCCCCCAUGCACGAAGAUGAGAUGGAGCUUAAUGUCGGGGAAACCGUCGAAAUACUCAGAGAGAUUGAGGAUGGCUGGUGGAUGGGGAAGAAAAAUGGAAAGGUUGGGGCGUUCCCAUCAAACUUUGUCAAAGAGAUUUUUGGUCCCUCAAAAGAUGCCAAGAUGGCGGAUGGGAAACUCCGGCCCAAACUCUCCAAUGCCGCCUUCAACAACAAAGAGCAGCAGAGGACGAGUGUGCGCAGAAAAUCAUUCAGAGAAAAAGAACGAGCCCAGGUCAUGUUUGACUAUGCAGGCAUUGCGGAAGAUGAGUUGGACCUGAAGAAAGGAGACAUUGUCACCAUCAUCUCAAAGGAUACCGAAGAUGAGGGCUGGUGGGAGGGGGAGCUGAAUGGUCGCCGGGGACAUUUCCCCGACAACUUCGUCAUGGUGAUUCCUGCGGACGUCCAACAAGCUGGUAACACAAGCAAGCCGCCGACCCGGCUGCCUGGCUCAGUCAAACCAGCAAUGGACAAGCCCACACACGAAUCCUCACCAAAGACAGAGCCGAAAGACGAGAGGCACGACAGCAAGGACAUGAGGAGCGACCCUCCCACAAAAAUCAAGCUUCCCGGAAUCGCCGGCCUACCGGGACGCAGAGCACCCCCGCCACCGGUGAAGGAGAAACCCCCGCCAUUGGUCAAGGAGAAACCACACUUCACACCCAAGAUCAAUGGUGAGCAGUCUAGUGGUGCUCCGCAUGGCUCGGAGCAGGAGAGGGACGGGGAGACGACGGAGUUUGACGUCGUGGACGUGGCUUCGGAAAAGCUGAGCCACCCGACGGCCAACAGAGCCAAGCCUCCCGGGAGGAGACCGCCCUCCACACUGGCUUUACAUGCUGCAGCUGGAGCAGACCAGGAGGAAAGUGAAGAGUCACAGGAGACAGAGAAGAAGGCUCCCCCAUCACCCCCACCUAAGACGUGUAGUUGGGCUGCAAAGCGCCAUAAACAUGUUACAGAGAACCGUUUACCAUCGCCCGCAAAGACGGAACAUCCACCCAAGCGGUCGGUGUCACCUCCCCACCCACACCCACACCCACUGGUGCUUCCAAAAGUCCUGCCAGACUUGAAGCCAUUCCACCCUCAGGAGAAGAGCCUUCCAGACCUAAAGCCAGCAGCUGCAGCCCACGAGAGGAGCCCAGUGGUCCAGGAGAAGAGCCUGCCAGGCCAGGAUAAGGGCCUGCCUUCUCUGGAGGACUUGCAGGCCGACGUGCGUGACCUCAGGAUGACCCUGGACCUACUCCGGACCCGUCACGAACAUGACCUGAAAGAGCUGAGAGACGAGCUAGCUGAGGAGAAGAACAGACGCCUAAAACUAGAGGAAGAGGUACAGGCUUUGAAGGGUCGCCACUAGCCGGGCCAGCGAGGAACUGGACACUCAGACACACUGGACAGAAGUCAAGAGUACACAUGUGCACACACACACACGCACACGCACACGCACACGCACACACACACACACACACACACACACACACACACACACACACACACACACACACACACACACACACACACACACACACACACACACACACGCACACGCACACGCACACACACAUGCACCAACCCUACUUUCCUCCUGAGAAACAAACACUCUGUCACAACCAGGUGUUCCAGGGUCUUUACUCCACAAAAGACUGCAAGUGGAACAGUGUUGCACCAUACAGAUCAAAUGUAGGCAUGGAACAGCACACGGGGUCGUGUCCAUGUUACAGUAUGUUAGGAGGGGGUUUGCUGUGUAAAGUCUACUGCUGAUUUUUUUCCCCCCUAAGCGCUCGGUGGGAAUGUGUUAAACUUUUCGAUCUCGGGGUCUAUUGUCUCUCCUGUGAAUGAGUCUAUUGUUGCACUGGAUACACUUCUAAUGAGGACUGGUAGAUCAAAUAUUUUUAUAACCUUUUCACAAAAGACUGAAAGCUCAGUGCAGAGUUGACGGCGCAGAUGCAAUACGGUGGUCAGGUGACGUGAUUGUUGUUUUGUUUUAUUAAAUCCCGGAUCCUUCCGUUCAUGGCUUGAGGUCAUGCGAUCUGAUACUGGAGGAUUAUGUUGUUUAAAUACGUCUCUCUUUGCUUCGGUUGUUUUUGUUUAUGUUAAUGUUCUGUAUGAAAUGUAUUAAAGAGGAUUUGUACAUUUGAGAAAAGAGUUUUUUGUUUGGCUUUGUUUUAUGAAACAUGCUGAUUUGAAUAUUACUGUGAAAUAUACACUGAUAAUUAUUAGUUGACUAUUUCAACAUCUGACUGAAUUAACAUCUGAAACAAAGACAGCAUUCACUGUAUGCUCUGCUCAUUAUUCUCAGCCUUUUUUUAAAUGUAGGGUUUUUUUGGCUAUUAUUAUGAUACGAAAUUGUGAGAAGAGACAGGAAAUGAGCAGGAAAGAGAGAAGGGUUAGGGUUGGGAAAUUAUCCAGGCCGGACUUGAACUUGGGUCCCCAUGGGCAUGCAAGCCCAUAUAUGGGGUAUUAGCUACCCCAGUCAGUCAUGACAUAAGUCAGGUUUGAUGUAGCCAGGCCGUGCCCUCCUAGUGACGCAACAGCUUCAGCGUUGCUACCAGUCAGGUCAAGAGUCAAUGCAAGCACUUUCUGAGUUCCCGCAAAUACGGGAACUCCUCCCUCUAUGUUGGGAAACAAACAAUCAUUAGCAAACCAAGGGAGGCCAUUUGAGAAAUGUGAAUUGUUAUGCUCUUGGUCAGACCAAGUCUCGAAGAGAUUUGAAAGUCAAUGAUAAUCAGGCUAGGUUUGAUGCCUUGCCCUCAGAAAACAUACUGUGCAAGUCAAACUAAUUCCUGUCCUUUCCUGGUCCUCCUGUCCUGUUGCCUCUUGCCCCGGUGUUGCCCCGGCUCUGUGGACAAAACAGCAAAGUUUCCCUGCACAGAAAGUCCUGUGCAGUACUGCUUUGGAGCAGCAGAGGGUGCUGGCUCCCCAUGGAUAGAUAGAGACAUGCUUCCAGGGACCAACGUGAAGUGUUGAAGAACCACAAAAAAGAGAAUGCGUAGAGGACAUGCUGUGUUGAGAAGUAUACUGAGACUAUUGGUUAACAUACACAUUCCCCCUGAAAUCCACGGUUAAGCCAUAUAUUCAAACAUUUAAAUCUUCACUUGGCAAAUGAUUUUACUUGUGAUUUCACUUGAGCAGUUACGUAAGUAAGGGCAAUAAACCAAUUAAUCUAUGGGAUAACGGCUUCCCACAGGAGCAGCCAACACAGUAAACCAUUCCCAAAACACAAUCCAUAACUCAGCUGAUGAUAGAACACAUUGCAAAGACUAAGAAUAACAUUCCAGCCUUUGCUUUUAAAUGUCCCUCACCAAAUUGACCGCGUCGUGUUUUGACCAAUGAUUCACUCGACACUGGUUUGGGGAAAAAAAAAAUGUCGCAUGUUAUGUCAUCCCUACAACAGUAAUGGCAGAAAUGUAAAUAUUUGGCAUGUUUCUAUCUGGGCGCUGGUGACACGUUUCUGGCUCA
This is a messenger RNA of Engraulis encrasicolus (European anchovy), 4264 nucleotides long. It is a transcript of the gene mnmip1, whose product is annotated as SH3 domain containing 21. The coding region runs from base 504 to 2162 and encodes 552 amino acids. NCBI's taxonomy places the organism in Eukaryota, Metazoa, Chordata, Actinopteri, Clupeiformes, Engraulidae. The record is from RefSeq and is a predicted model, not a curated record. Gene Ontology annotation, molecular function: protein binding. The transcript is spliced from 18 exons. Gene Ontology annotation, biological process: cell migration; actin filament organization.